CGGUCUGCGUGGAGGGGGAUUAAGUUCUCCGCCUGCAACCAGCCUUGCACACAGAGCAACUGUUGGGUGACAAAUGAAGCUUGCGACUCCUUUCCCACCUGCACCUUUAGGUGCCUCCUGCUGGAGAGCAGCGAUCUCAAGAUGCAUCAUGAAUACUAAUCAGGUUAUCUUCAGAUUCUUCAAAUGUUGGCUUCCACGAUCGUUCCAACCACAGCGGUUUUCAAGAUCGAGCACUUACAAGUUGCAUUGCUGGACCAGUACUGCAGCUAAGAUGAUAGCAAUCUACAACUAUGAUGCUGUCCAAGAUGUGGAGCUCUCCUUGCAAGUUGGUGAUACGGUUCACAUUCUGGAGAUGUAUGAAGGCUGGUACCGAGGAUACACACUCCGAAAUAAAUCUAAGAAGGGCAUUUUCCCAGAAACAUAUAUCCAUUUAAAGGAGGCAACCGUGAAGGACCGAGGACAACAUGAGACGGUGAUUCCAGGUGAACUGCCCCUUGGGCAAGAGCUGACUUCCACCCUGAGGGAAUGGGCAGUUAUCUGGCACAAGUUGUACGUGGAUAACAAGACAACACAGUUCCGUCACGUCCAGCAAAUGACUUACAGUCUGAUAGAAUGGAGGUCGCAGAUCCUGUCUGGGACUCUUCCCAAAGAUGAACUGGCUGAACUCAAGAAGAAAGUCACUGCUAAAAUUGACUACGGUAACAGGAUCCUAGGUUUGGACCUGGUUGUACGAGAUGACAAUGGGAACAUCUUAGACCCAGAUGAAACCAGCACAAUCUCUCUCUUCAAGGCCCAUGAAACCGCAUCCAAAAGGAUUGAUGAAAGAAUCCAGGAAGAGAAGUCCCUGCAACAGAAUUUGGACCUCCGAGGGCAGCCAAUAUUCAACACAACACACACGUAUAGCCUGUAUGUAAACUUCAAGAAUUUUGUCUGCAAUAUUGGAGAAGAUGCAGAGCUGUUAAUGAGCCUCUAUGAUCCUGACCUCUCCAAAUUCAUCAGUGAAAAUUACCUGGUUCGUUGGGGCAGUAAUGGGAUGCCUAAAGAAAUUGAGAAGCUAAAUAACCUUCAAGCAGUCUUCACUGAUUUAAGCAGUUCUGACUUGAUCAGACCGAAAAUCAGCUUGGUGUGUCAGAUUGUGAGGGUGGGGCAUAUGGAGCUAAAAGAUGGGAAGAAACAUACAUGUGGACUUCGGAGACCGUUUGGUGUGGCAGUGAUGGACAUAACUGAUAUCAUACACGGAAAGGUGGAUGACGAGGAAAAGCAACAUUUUAUUCCGUUUCAGCAGAUUGCCAUGGAAACAUACAUCAGACAGCGACAGCUAAUUAUGUCCCCACUGAUAACUUCCCAUGUGAUUGGAGAAAAUGAGCCCCUCACUUCUGUCUUCAACAAAGUCAUCGCUGCAAAGGAAGUGAAUCAUAAAGGGCAAGGUCUUUGGGUCUCCCUGAAACUGCUUCCUGGCGAUCUAGCACAGGUUCAGAAGGAUUUUUCCCACCUUGUAGACAGAUCAACUGCUGUGGCUCGCAAAAUGGGAUUCCCUGAGAUAAUUCUGCCUGGUGAUGUUCGAAAUGAUAUCUAUGUCACCCUGGUACAAGGAGAGUUUGACAAAGGCAAGAAGAAGACUCCCAAGAAUGUAGAAGUCACCAUGUCUGUACAUGAUGAAGAUGGCAAUCUCCAAGAGAAAGCUAUCCAUCCUGGUGCUGGUUAUGAAGGUGUCUCCGAAUAUAAGUCUGUUGUUUAUUAUCAAGUCAAGCAACCUUGCUGGUAUGAAACUGUGAAGGUGUCCAUUGCAAUAGAGGAAGUCAGUCGUUGCCAUUUAAGAUUCACUUUUCGUCAUCGGUCGUCACAGGAAUCUCGGGAUAAGUCUGAGAGAGCAUUUGGCAUGGGCUUUGUGAAGUUGAUGAAUGCAGAUGGAACAACGCUCCAGGAUGGCAAACACAACUUGAUUGUUUAUAAGGGUGAUAACAAGAAAAUGGAAGAUGCUAAAUGCUAUUUAACCCUUCCUUGUACAAAAAUGGAAAUGGAGGAGAAGGAGGCCCCUUCAGGGAAAAAUCUGCACCAUCUAGCCAACUUCACACCCACUAAAGAUAGCACGAAAGACAGCUUCCAGAUUGCCACUUUGAUCUGCUCCACCAAACUCACCCAGAAUGUUGACCUGCUGGGUUUGUUGAACUGGCGUUCCAACUCUCAGAACAUAGCCCACAACCUAAGGAAGCUCAUGGAGGUGGAAGGAGGAGAAAUUGUAAAGUUUUUGCAAGACACCCUUGAUGCGCUUUUCAACAUAAUGAUGGAAAUGUCAGAAAAUGAAACCUAUGACUUCCUUGUGUUUGAUGCACUGGUAUUUAUUAUUUCUUUAAUCGGAGACAUCAAGUUCCAGCAUUUCAACCCUGUACUUGAAACUUACAUUUACAAGCACUUCAGUGCAACCCUGGCAUACAUGAAACUCACUAAAGUACUGAACUGCUAUGUGGGAAAUGCCGAUGACUCCAGCAAGACAGAAUUGCUGUUUGCUGCUCUGAAAGCCUUGAAGUACCUAUUCCGGUUCAUUGUUCAGUCGCGAAUAUUGUACCUGAGGUUUUAUGGGAAAAGUGAAGAAGGGGAUGAAUUUAAUGAUGCGAUACGCAAGCUGUUCCUCUCCUUCAACGUCCUCAUGGACCGUCCUUUAGAGGAGGCUGUCAAGAUUAAGGGUGCAGCUUUAAAGUAUUUGCCAAGCAUCAUAAAUGAUGUCAAACUAGUAUUUGACCCUGUUGAGCUCAGUGUCCUCUUCAGCAAGUUUAUCCAAAGUAUUCCUGACAACCAGUUAGUUCGACAGAAGCUAAACUGCAUGACCAAGAUAGUCGAGAGUGAUCUGUUUAAACAGUCAGAAUGCAGAGAUGCUCUCCUGCCUCUACUAAUAGACCAACUAAGCGGCCAGCUGGAUGACAAUUCAAACAAGCCUGAUCAUGAGGCCUGCUCACAGCUCCUUAGCAGUGUUCUGGAAGUUCUGGAUCGGAAAGAUGUGGGGCCUACUGCUGUCCACAUCCAGCUGAUCAUGGAACGCCUGCUAAGGAGAAUAAACCGCACGGUGAUCGGAAUGAGCAGGCAGUCUCCACACAUUGGUAUUUUUGUGGCCUGCAUGACAGCCAUCCUGAGGCAGAUGGAUGAUUUCCAUUACAACCAUUACAUCAAUACUUUCAAAACCAGGCAGGACAUUGUUGAUUUCCUGAUGGAAACAUUCAUAAUGUUUAAAGAUCUGAUUGGAAAAAAUGUCUAUGCAGCUGACUGGAUGGUCAUGAAUAUGAUGCAGAGCAGGGUUUUCCUCCGGGCAGUGAACCAAUUUACUUCUGUACUCAACCGUUUCUUUCUGGAUCAAGCAAAUUUUGAACUCCAGCUCUGGAAUAACUAUUUCCAUUUGGCAGUGGCCUUUCUCACUCAUGAAUCCCUCCAGCUGGAGACCUUCUCACAAGCCAAACGCAACAAAAUUAUCAAGAAGUAUGGGGACAUGAGGAAAGAAAUCGGCUUCAAAAUAAGGGAUAUGUGGUAUAAUUUGGGUCCCCACAAAAUAAAAUUUAUUCCAGCAAUGGUAGGCCCGAUCCUGGAGGUAACCCUGGUCCCAGAGCCUGAGCUACGGAAAGCCACCAUUCCCAUCUUCUUUGAUAUGAUGCAGUGCGAGUUUAACUUCAGUGGGAACAGAAACUUCCACAUGUUUGAAAAUGAGUUGAUAACCAAGCUGGACCAGGAAGUUGAGGGUGGCAGAGGGGACGAACAGUACAAGAUUUUGCUGGAGAAACUCCUCCUGGAGCACUGUCGGAAGCAUAAAUACCUGUCUGCUUCUGGAGAAGUGUUUGCUUUGCUGGUCAGCAGCUUGCUAGAGAACCUGUUGGACUACAGAACAAUCAUGCACGAUGAAAGCAAGGAGAACCGCAUGAGCUGCACUGUCAACGUGCUGAAUUUUUAUAAGGAGAAGAAACGAGAGGACAUUUAUAUCAGAUAUCUAUAUAAACUCCGGGACCUGCACACAGACUGUGAGAACUUCACAGAGGCAGCAUACACUCUUCUCCUUCACGCAGAGCUGCUCCAGUGGUCUGAGAAGCCAUGCGUGCCUCAUCUGCUGCAGAGGGACAGCUACUACGUCUACUCGCAACAGGAACUCAAGGAAAAGCUCUACCAAGAAAUUAUCUCCUUCUUCGACAGGGGCAAAAUGUGGGAAAAAGCCAUUCAGCUAAGCAAAGAGUUGGCUGACAUGUAUGAAAACAAGGUCUUUGAUUAUGAGGGACUUGGUAAUCUCCUAAAAAAACGAGCUACUUUUUAUGAAAAUAUCAUGAAGGCAAUGAGACCUCAACCAGAGUACUUUGCAGUUGGAUACUAUGGUCAGGGUUUCCCCUCUUUCCUCCGGAACAAAAUUUUUAUCUACCGUGGCAAGGAGUAUGAACGAAGGGAAGACUUCAACCUGAAGCUACUGACCCAGUUCCCUAGUGCUGAGAAGAUGACCAGCACUGCCCCUCCAGGAGAGGAGAUCAAGUCUUCUCCUAAACAGUAUGUGCAGUGCUUUAUAGUGAAGCCUGUGAUGAACCUGCCACCUAAUUAUAAAGACAAACCUGUUCCUGAACAGAUCUUAAACUACUACAGAGCAAACGAGGUACAGCAGUUCACACACUCCCGACCAUUCAGGAAAGGAGAAAAAGAUCCAGAGAAUGAAUUUGCUACUAUGUGGAUAGAAAGGACAACCUACACAACAGCAUACUCAUUUCCAGGCAUCCUCAAGUGGUUUGAAGUCAAGCAGGUUACAACGGAGGAGAUCAGCCCUUUGGAGAAUGCCAUAGAAACGAUGGAGCUAACCAACGAGAAAAUCAGCAACAUUGUCCAGCAGCACGUCUGGGACCGGAGUCUUCCAGUACAUCCUCUCUCUAUGCUCCUGAACGGGAUCGUGGACCCAGCAGUCAUGGGGGGAUAUACCAACUAUGAAAAGGCCUUUUUCACAGAGAAGUAUCUUCAAGAGCAUCCUGAAGAUCAAGAUAAAAUUGAGCUGCUUAAGCAAUUAAUUGCUCUACAGAUGCCGUUGUUGGCAGAGGGGAUCAGGAUCCAUGGCGAGAAGCUGACGGAACAGCUGAAGCCUCUACACGACAGACUGACAGCCUGUUUCAAAGAGCUGAAGAAGAAGGUGGAGAAGCAGUAUGGUGUGAUAACUUUGCCUCCCUCCCUCACUGAAAGGAAACCAAGCAGGUCAGGCUCUGUCGUGUUGCCCUAUAUCAUGUCUUCCACGCUGAGACGGCUUUCUGUCACAUCCGUGGCCUCUUCUGUGGUCUCUACGUCCUCCACGUCGUCUGACAGCACUUCCUCCAGGCCAGGUUCAGACGGAUCUAUUCUGGAACCUCUCUUGGAGAGAAGAAUAUCAACAGCCUCCAGAGCUGAGGAUCUGCCCAUCAAAGAAGAUGGCGAUAACAGGAUUUGCAAACUCAAGCGGAAGGAGUGGAGUAUUAGCAAGUCUCAGGUUAUUGUGGAGAAGGAGCCAGAAAUGGAACUGACUUUAAAAAUGAGCUUGUCUGGAAAAGCACAAAGGCCAAAGAGUCUUCAAUUAGGAGACAGCAAACUGACUUUGCUUCAGAGUUCUUCACUCCAGCAGUCGUCGCCUCUCAGCCCACCGCCCAUCACUCCCAAAACGCCAAGAACCCACAGUUUUCCCUCGUUGCAAGCUGAUGGAUUGUCAACUGCUAGCUUGCAGAGUACCCCUCCUCCACCUCCGCCUAAAAACAAACCCUACGAGAAUAGCAACCCGAGGAAUUCUAUGGAGGCUACUCCACCGCUACCCAACAGACGUGAAGCCAAGCCUCCCCCUCCUCCUCCAAAAACCAGAAAAUCCAGCGUUGUCUCUUCAGAGCAAGGAUUGCAGUGAGGAUUGUUACUUGCUCGGCUCACAGCAAGUGCCUAGAGUGAAAUGGCUGCUUUCUUUUCACCGACAUGCUGGGCCUUUCCGACCCUAAAGACCUAGUGAUCUCACUUGCCAUUCCAGUCACGUCCCUUGGAGUUCUUCCUGGGAAAUACCAAAAGGAACUUAGUUGUAACUAUUCCUAACCUCUGGUUUACCUUUCCAAUCAUGAGACACUAAUCACAUGUGGGAAGAAGUCAGCCUACUGGAACUCCUGUUUGUCUUAGUCUUGUCUGUCCUGAACUCAGUCACUGAUGCAAUUUCAGCAGCUCAUUCCUAGCGUAAAUCUGUCACUGUAGUGAUUUGCACCAGUGCUUGAACCAAGGUAAGCCACACCAGUAUGAGAUACAUUCUACAGUAUUUUCAUAUAGGUUCGUUACAGCUUUGUGGCUGUACUAGUGCACCGAUCCUUCCUUUUGCCCCUGUAGCAUAGCCAAGCCCUGCUUUGCAUGAAGCGAGACGAUCACAGCCGUGCCUAAGCUGUGAAAUGUCUGCUCCUGAGAUGUCAGGUGCUGGCGUAUGAUAUGUAUUCUCCUAAGAUUCUUGAUUGCAGGCAGAGACCUGAGCAUUGUUAGCAGAAAAAGAAACCUCUUUUCUGCUAGUCGUCAUAGGUAUUUAAGAUGAAGUUGCAGACAUUCUGCCUUACGCCACCUCUGCUCAAGUAGUGGCAGUCACUCAAUCCCAGUGGAGAGUUUAGGUUCACCAGUACUUUGUCGUAGUUUCGCUGUUGAUUCUGGUUUUGACACUACAGAGCAGUCGAUAUUCCUUCCUUUGUGAUGUUACUACUUUAUUUUGCGUCUGGGACUUGGUACAAUAUCUCAUCUUUGUGCUUUUUUAGUAGGGUGUAAAAAGUUAUUUUUCUCCUGUGAAUGUCUUAGAGUGGAUAGAAGUUCCAUCGAUACCAGUACUGUAUUGAUAGCAGCAACCUGGAGAGGAUGGAGUGGGUAAAACUGGUCACCUGGACCUCAGAAACAAAGUUUGAUAGUUAAUGUAACCUCUACUUUGGCUGGCCAAUUCCACGUAAAUAAUUCUCAUCUCCCCCCUGGUUUGUGGCAGUACUUGCACUUUGUUUUGUAGCCUCCCUUGAUCUAAGUUGCUAACAGCCACUGGGCUUUAAGGAGCCAUUUAGAUCUGGGAUGCAUGUGGAAGACUUGACACUUACCCACAAGUUUCCUGUUGCUUGGAUUACUCCAGCUCUGCAGCUUUUAUUUCCUUGGAGGACGGGAUAAUAAUAUUAUUUAUAAGUAUUUUGUUAAUCUGUUUAGUUUUUUUUUUCUUUUAGUUAUUUAUUCCCUGCUGUCUCAGAAUGUUAGCAUCAGUCUUUCUGUUUUAUUUAUUCUAGAGAAAAAAAUGACAUGAUCUUGGGUUUUAAUGUUUUUAAAUUCAUGCGAUUCAUGCAGAAAAAGGCUGUUGCACACAGUUAGAACACCCUGUCCUCACAGUUACAUAGUGACCAAACAUAGAACACAAAUACCAUUGUUAUUUAUGGACCAGAUGGGCCUUAGACUCAUUCAUCAUUCCUCUGUGCCUGAGCUGCCACCAGAAGAUUGCUGUUUAAAAAAAACACAACAAAAUACUCCAUAGUAUUAGCGUUGGCAGUUGCAUUUUGCACCUUGCAGGGCUGCUGGUCUCUGAGCCUGGGCAGCACCAUGAUGUUAGAUCGGCUGCUCCCCUGGGGUGGGGAACUUGCUCUUCUGCAUCAGGCUUACAGGGAGUUUGUACAACACUUAGGCCAGAAGAAAAUUCAGUUUGAAAUUGUCUUGCAAAAUGUAUUUCUACUCUGUUCUACUAUUAAAUAAUCUAGAUCACUCCAGAAAUAGUUUUCGCUUUGUGGAGGUGGACUUUCCUAAACUCCCUGUUCCAGAAGUAAUGCAUUGUGGAGAACUUCGCUGUUUUCUUCUCAAGCUACAUAGUUGUAACUUCCAUGUAUAUCCCCCCAGAGUUGCUACUGCCAGUUGGUGCCACAUUUACCAGCAGCUGCAAAGUCCCUCAGGUUUGGUUUCUCUUGGUUUGUAAGAAUUGUUCUCUUCUGUCACAUUCAGACGGGACAUUUUGUCGUGCUGUUCUGCCUGUGUGACUGACCUAUUUAUAAACGUAGCUUCCAUAGUGGCUGUUAUUUUCACUGAUGUUUUCUAGGGACGGGAAAAAAUCGCUCCUUGUUAUUGUUCCCUUUCACUGUGAAUCUCAGGAAAUGGGAGUUUGCCUGCAAAGUUUAGAUCCAAACUGUUUCAGAACCUAGAAGUUUCUUAGUGCUCAUCAUAAAGAUGGACCAGCUGAAGUUGGUUUGAACUUAGAUGAAAUUUUAGAUAUUUGGUUGCCACUUGUGGCUUAUUCCUUUAUCAUCAUGUUGAUGAAGAUUCUUCUGUAUGCUCUUUCUUCCAGGAAAUAAUUUCGCUCAGCUAUAACUGUCGUUUAGCUUCUGAUUAUCUGGCAUAAUUCAUGGAGAGGUGUUAAAAACCCUGCUGAGGAUGUUGCUCACAACAGUAAAUAUACAGUUGUUUGGUUUGGGUUUCUUUUUGCAGGCCACUGCACCACUAUUCUGCUCACAUGACUUAAUGAGUUUCAUCACGUUAGUGAAAACUUAUUUGAGAAAGGCUUUAAUUAGACUUAAAGUCUUUUUCAGAGGAAAACAAAAUCGUGCUCUUAGAAGUUCCUUGGGCUUCUGUGUGACUCCAUUUAAAGAAACCUGCAGAAGUUGCAUUUAUUUUGCUGCCUGACAACUUAUUUAUUUUUUUUCUGUCUGCUUUUAUUUUGCUGGCUCUCUAGGCAGAUUGCAUUCAUUGAAGGAUCAUAUCAGAUUCACAUCACAGAGCAGGAUGGAGACAUUUUGGAAGCUGCACUGCAGUCACAGUCGUGCUUGCUGUAGCUCACAUGCGAUUGUCUUCGGGGUUGUCACCUUCUCUUGGGAAAUCUUUGAAACCUUUCUGGACAUCUUGGCUGUGUUUCACCGCCUCUCUGGUGCAUUGUAGGACUUGUCCAAGAACAUAAUGUGGAGCUGACAUAGACACUGCUUGACUUGAAAGCCACAGGGUUUUCUCGUCUUUGGCUUUUUUGGUCCACUUCUUCCUCUUCAUGUAACUACUAUCUUCCUUCUGCUGCUCUCGCACAUGUAAACUAAAGGAUCCUCUGAAACUCUUUACUUGAAGGAGAACUUUUCUGUCUUCAGUGAGAACUUUGCUUAAGGCAGAGCAGUAGGAUGUGGUGUGAAUUGUAGAAACCUGAAGCUCUCCAUCAGCUCCUUGGCCACAUACACACAUCCAUGUAUACAUUAACACCACCUAUUGUUAAUUCAGUGCCUUGCCCCAUCCUGCAUCUGCCUGUUGCCUCAUUCCUCGGUGCUUUUCCUUUUCAGAGGAGGCUUGCUUUUAACUCCUUUGGUAAGUCAGCAGAAACAAAAGAAACUGCAGGAAUCUCAGCUAAUGGUUUGUCUGUAGUGGGAAAACAAAAUAGAUAGGAGGUUUGGGUAUUUUAGUUCCAAGUGACUUCUGAGUCUUGCUUCCCUGCCUUUCUGAUCUGCUUUACUAACUUGCAGAUGCACCUUGUGCAUUCACCAGGUAUUUUCCUGGAGGAUGGAACUGGUCCGUGCAAAAAGACUUUUCCCCCCUUGGAUCAUGCAUCUGCCAGUCAUUGGGAACACAGUCCUAUCUUUCAUGUGUGCUGGUCCUAGGUGCUGGUAGCUGAGCUAGCCCUAAAUGCCCAAGUCAUCUGCCUCACUUGGCAGGUUCCUUGACUUUUUUUGGUCUGCUGUCUGCACAGCUGAGGCCUUUCUUCUUGCCACCUCUGUUGCCUGGCCGGUUGGAGAUGGUUGUAGCUGAGACAUCACCCUUACUGCAAGGAAAGGAACAGCUGAUGCCUAAAGACAACAGGGCAAGGAGAUCUCCAUUGCCAAAACGUUUGGGGCAUUUUCAUUGGCAGAUUUUCCAUGCCAAGUGUUUAAAGUUGAACAAUUAUUUUUUUCUUUGUUAGCAUUAUUUUUGUUCUAAGAGCCUGUUUGAAGUGCUGUAAACUCUUCCCUCUUCUUCUUGCUUUUGGGCAACCUAACUCACAGGUUCAGUUUUCUUAAGUAUUACUGACUGGGAGGUUUGAAGAGUUGCAUUGUUAGCUGAUACAAGUCAGCAUCGUUUCCUUGGAGGUACAAGAUGGGAUUUCUGUACUGUGCCUAAGUGACUUAGGGCUUCACACCAAUUUUGGAAAAAAGUAUCAUCUUCAAGUGUCAGAUUUUUAAAAGCAAUUGGGCUUUAAAGUGUGUGAAAAAGCAUGGGGCCUGACUGAUUUUAAUUAAGUGAAAUUUAGUGCCCAAACUCUUGUGAGAAACCCCACUAGACCUCUGAUUUUUUUUUGACUUAAGUUCUGAGAUCUAAUUUUCAGAGACAAUUUAAGGUCUUGCUGCUUCAUUUUCAGAAUGAGAAUCAUCUUUCCGUGUUUCUUAGAUGAUUUUGUAAAUAUUAACCAACGUUUUUUAACCUGUAGGACUGAAAAUGGGAGUAGGGGAACAAUCCAUAACGGUAUCUUCUUUGCAUGCCAGAACUGAAAGCAAGCAGCAGCAUUUCUACUGAGUUCAUAGUUCUGAAUAAAACAAAUCUCAAAGUUAAACAUCCAGUCUGCAGAGAAGACAAAAUCUUAAUCCCAUUUCAAAGCCAUGCUGUUCAAAGCUAAUGUUAAAUUUGAAGUCUUAGAGGAUUUUUUUUUCUCUUUGGAGAAAUAUGCUCAACACUUGUUUUCUGGAGCUUUUAAUUAAAAUUUGUCAUGCUGUGAUAAAUUCCUUUAAAAAUGUUACAGGCUCUAAUCCAUAUCAGGGGAAGAGAGAAACAGACAGUUUUCCAUUUCAGUGGAUUAGUGGAUUAGGAAAGGACACCGAUUCCAGUGAGGACAGCUCUGUGAUCUGCAGUGGCAGAAAUACCAUGAUAUGUAUGUAGCAGUUGUUGAGAACCUUCACACUGUGCAGCCUGGCGUACGUUCCACGAUGAACAGUGAGUUAGACUUGUAGUAAUAAUGGCUCAGAUUUUCUCUCCUUAUUUAUUUUUGUAAUUGUAAAUGGAAAUAAUAAGUUUAAGAUGUCUGUAGCUUAACUGUAAUCUUUUUUUUUUAAUGUAAAAACAUUCCCGACCAUUACUGCUACCCCUUUUUCAAUUCCUUAAUUAAAAAUCUUGUAUUUAC
Cygnus olor (mute swan) is the source of this 11059-nucleotide messenger RNA. RefSeq names its product dedicator of cytokinesis 5 (gene DOCK5). Gene Ontology annotation, biological process: small GTPase-mediated signal transduction; cell migration. The transcript is spliced from 54 exons. The record is from RefSeq and is a predicted model, not a curated record. The coding region runs from base 74 to 5869 and encodes 1931 amino acids. NCBI's taxonomy places the organism in Eukaryota, Metazoa, Chordata, Aves, Anseriformes, Anatidae. Gene Ontology annotation, cellular component: plasma membrane; cytoplasm. Gene Ontology annotation, molecular function: guanyl-nucleotide exchange factor activity; small GTPase binding; GTPase activator activity.